AUGAAAUACUUAGCUGCUUAUUUAUUAUUAGUUCAAGGUGGUAAUGCUACUCCAUCAUCGUCAGAUAUUUCAUCUUUAUUGGAAUCAGUUGGUGUUGAAGUUGAAGAAUCAAGAUUAUCAAAAUUAUUAGCUGAUUUAGAAGGUAAAGAAAUCUCAGAAUUAAUUGCUGAAGGUAACACUAAAUUAGCUUCAGUUCCAACUGGUGGUGCUGCUCCAGCUGCUGGUUCAUCAUCUGCUGUUGCUGGUGGUGCUGCUGAAGAAGCUAAAGAAGAAGAAAAAGAAGAAGAAAAAGAAGAAUCCGAUGAUGAUAUGGGUUUCGGUUUAUUCGAUUAA
Insectozyma verbasci is the source of this 333-nucleotide messenger RNA. NCBI's taxonomy places the organism in Eukaryota, Fungi, Ascomycota, Pichiomycetes, Serinales, Debaryomycetaceae. The record is from the annotation of a GenBank genome assembly.